UUUUACAUUUUGAACAUUUAUUUUACGCAUUAAAUGAUUUCUUUUUAAAAAUAUUUCAGCUUUGGAGGCCGUAUUGAAUUUCGAUGAUGAAAAUUUCUUCGGCUAUGAGGCCGAUCGGAUCGACUGGUCGAAGCAUCCCUGUCGUCGGAACUGCACCAAUAACGGCCCACCAAUGACCUGCCAAUACGUGUUCGUCGUCGAAGAAUUUAGUGCCAUGAGUAAGGGAUGCUACGACUGCCCUUUCAACCUGACCGACUGCUCCAGACCUCAUUGUAUACCUGUCGACGGUUUUCAAAAGACUCUGUUUGUCGCGAAUCGACAGAUGCCUGGGCCUAAUGUCGAGGUCUGUGUUGGUGAUACCGUGAUGGUAGAAGUGCGAAAUCUGAUGAUGUCCGAAAGCACGACGAUACACUGGCACGGAAUCAUUCAAAAGGAUACCCCCUACAUGGACGGAGUCCCUUACGUGACUCAAUGCCCCAUUCUACCAAACGACCGAUUCCGUUAUGUGUUCAAAGUGACCAGGAGCGGCACGUACUUUUGGCACUCUCACAUAGGAUCUCAAAGAGCCGACGGACUCUUUGGCGCACUAAUAGUUCGGGAUCCGCCAAAGUCAAACCAUCAUCAGAAGCUUUACGACUACGACGUGCACACGAUGAUGGUGAACGACUGGAUGCACUUGGAGGCCGACGUCGGUUUUGUCAGAGACUUUCAUUACCGCUCCAACAUUGCGCCAACCGCGAUAAUCAUCAAUGGCAAGGGUAGAUUCCAACAGUUCAUCGAUCAGAAUGGCACCGUUGUCUAUACACCUCUCGAGGUCUUCACCGUAACAAAGGGAAAAAGGUACAGAAUUAGGAUGAUAGACUCCGGCGCUGAUAACUGUCCCAUGGAGAUGGCCAUCGAUAAUCAUACAAUGCGAGUCAUUAGUUUGGACGGCAACGACAUUCAGCCAGUGAACGUCGACACAAUUAACAUUUGGCAAGGAGAGAGGGUAGAUUUCAUCAUCAACGCCAACCAAACAGUAGACAACUACUGGAUCAGAUUCCGUGGAUUCGGUCUUUGCAACACAACGGAUCCCAAUACGAGUGUCUAUCAACUGGCUAUACUUCGAUACGAAGGUGCGAAAAUCACUGAUCCCACCGCUCCUGUAGGAUACAAUAUCUUGACCCCAAAGCGUAAACCAAGAUCUUUAAAUCCUAACAACGUGGGAACGGAAACUCGAGAUGCUAUCAGUAUUCCUCUUUUGCGCUCUCUCAGGCCCAAUGACGUAUCCAGCACUAAAAGGCCAGACCAACAGAUUUUCCUUUCCUUCGAUUUCUACCCGAUCAAUAACUACGACUAUCAUAGAGCUGGAUUGUAUGGAUUUAAUCAAGCCUUUCCACGAUCGAGAAUUGGAACUCUGCAGAUGAACAACAUAACUUUGCACUUGCAGGCCUUCCCCCUGCUAUCGCAAAGGAACCAAAUAAGAGAGAGUAUGCUGUGUAAUUACACGACGGUCAAAGAUCAGCCUUGCGCUAAUCAUGCUAACAAUGCGCAAUGCGCUUGCACCCACGUGAUUAACAUAAAGCUGAACUCCGUCGUUGAGUUGAUCUACCUUGAUCAAGGCCUAAACGGUUUUAUCAAUCAUCCCAUGCACGUGCACGGCCACUUCUUUCGAGUCGUUUCUACAGAAAAUUUGGAUGGCAUCGUGACCGCAGAUCGAAUUAGGCAGUUGGACAAAGAGGGUAAAAUCAAACGAAAUCUUAAUCGAGCGCCUUUUAAGGACACAAUGAAGACUCCUGGAGGUGGAUACACUAUCGUUAGAUUUCACGCAAACAAUCCUGGAUAUUGGUUCUUCCAUUGCCACUUUGAGCAUCACGUUAAUAUUGGUAUGGCUUUGGUGUUUAAAGUUGGCGAGCACAAAGAUAUGGUUCCUGUGCCGAAAGAUUUUCCAAAAUGUGGAACUUUUAAAAUGUAGAUAAAUUUAGUUCUGUACAGCUAAGUCUCACAUGCAUUAUGAAUAAUUAUACUUUAUUAUAAUAACUAUACAAACGUAACUUAAAUGAAUUGCGAUUUUAACUCU
Messenger RNA from Nasonia vitripennis (jewel wasp), 2059 nucleotides. RefSeq names its product laccase-like. Gene Ontology annotation, cellular component: plasma membrane. Gene Ontology annotation, biological process: iron ion transport. The record is from RefSeq and is a predicted model, not a curated record. NCBI's taxonomy places the organism in Eukaryota, Metazoa, Arthropoda, Insecta, Hymenoptera, Pteromalidae. The transcript has 9 exons. The coding region runs from base 173 to 1954 and encodes 593 amino acids. Gene Ontology annotation, molecular function: oxidoreductase activity; copper ion binding.